AUGGGAAGUAAGAUAAAUUUUAUAUUAUAGAUUUAUGUGGAGAAGAAAGAUAAGAAUAGAAAUCAUUAAUGAAAUCUAAGUUAUGUCUAUCCAAAAUUAUAGGAAAAGCAUUUGUACAAAUACUUUAGGGUGAUAUUUUAUCAGAAUCAGCAUCAGCCAUAUGUAAUUUCAAAUUGUUGAUUAUUAUUAGUAAAUGUUGCUCAUGAUCCUUAUUCUGCUCAAUUCAUUAAAAUUUAAACGUCAUCAAUAAACACUAGACCAUAAUGUAAAAAUAUAUAAUAUUUUUUAGUAAUUGCAGGAAUACCAACAAUUACUCCAUUUCAUCAAAAUGGAAUAUAAUUUAUAAUUCAUUUGAAAAUCCCUAACAACUUUGUAUAUAUAUUAAAAUAUUAUAAGCAUAUCUAAGAUUAAGAAGAUUAAAUACAAACAUUUGUUGAUGCAUUUGAAUUGGCUAAUUCUAAAAAUAUGGAAUGUAUUUCAUUCACAGAACCCCCAAAAGAUAUUGUAUAGAGUUUAAAAAAAGAUGUUUAUGCAAAAUUGUUAUUAUCUGCAUUUUAAUUUUUCAUUAUUAAUUCAUCUGAUCCAAAGAUUACUUUAUUGAAAAUAAUAAAUUCAGACUAAAAUACAACUAAUAUUUAUAUGAAAGAAUUACUAUAAAUUGCAAUUAUUAGCACAAAAUAAAGUUUUGAUGUAGAACAAAAUAACAAUAUAAAAGAGUAAUCUAAAAAAUAAUAUGAUUAAACAACUAUUCAACCAGUAUUUAUAAUUACAGAAUCAAAAUUAAAUUUAUAAACUGUGUAAUAAUAAUCUAUCCAAGAAUAAUAAAAAGAACUAAAACAAUAGGAAUUACUAUAAAUAGAAAAUGAAUAGAAUUAAAUUAUUUAAUAAUAAGAUAUAAAAACAGAAAAUAAUAAUUCUGAAAUUCAAUAAAAAGAUCUAUAGGUUUAGGAUAACAAAUUCAUAGUUGAAUAACAAUAAUAAAUUAAUAAUGAUGAAUUUGAAUAAAAAAAAUUUAUAGAUGAUUACUCAAAGCUUUUGAUUUCUGAUAUGUUGCAAAAAUCGAUUGAAAAUAUAUAAAACUUUAGUUGA
Paramecium primaurelia is the source of this 1089-nucleotide messenger RNA. The record is from the annotation of a GenBank genome assembly. NCBI's taxonomy places the organism in Eukaryota, Ciliophora, Oligohymenophorea, Peniculida, Parameciidae.